Molecule: messenger RNA, 1502 nt
Organism: Phodopus roborovskii (desert hamster)
Lineage: Eukaryota; Metazoa; Chordata; Mammalia; Rodentia; Cricetidae
Gene: Acp5
Product: acid phosphatase 5, tartrate resistant
Exons: 5
Coding region: 215-1198 (327 amino acids)
Biological process (GO): bone resorption
Molecular function (GO): ferric iron binding; acid phosphatase activity; ferrous iron binding
Source: RefSeq, a predicted model, not a curated record
AGCCCUUAACUCUGCCUCCCACGGGGGAGGGUCUCUGCUUUUCAGGUCACCCACUUCCUUCCUGUUCGUCUCAGCUGAGGGGUGCGAGUGAGGAAUCCACAGCAAGCCUUGCGCUGGGUGACCUCUGUCGAGCCGCUGACCCUCUCUGAGCCUUUAUGCAAAGCGCCGAAGGAGGGAUUCGGGAGCAGCACUAGCAGAGCCGGGAGGGUUGGUGAUGGAUGCACGGACGGUGCUGCUGGGCCUGCAAAUCAUGUCACUCCCGCUCCUGGCUCAUUGUACAGCCGCUACCCCCUCCCUGAGGUUUGUGGCUGUCGGUGACUGGGGAGGGGUCCCCAAUGCCCCAUUCCAUACUGCCCGGGAAAUGGCCAAUGCUAAAGAGAUCGCCAGAACUGUGCAGAUUAUGGGUGCUGACUUCAUCAUGUCCCUGGGAGACAACUUCUACUUCACUGGAGUGCACGAUGCCAACGACAAGAGAUUCCAGGAAACCUUUGAGGAUGUGUUCUCUGACCGUGCCCUCCGCAACAUUCCCUGGUAUGUGCUGGCUGGAAACCAUGACCACCUCGGCAAUGUCUCAGCACAAAUUGCCUACUCCAAGAUCUCCAAGCGCUGGAAUUUUCCAAGCCCUUACUAUCGUUUGCACUUCAAAAUUCCACGAACAAACGUAACUGUGGCCAUCUUCAUGCUGGACACAGUGAUGCUGUGUGGCAACUCUGAUGACUUCGUCAGUCAGCAGCCCAAAAUGCCCCGAGACCUGGGAGUGGCCCGAAGUCAGUUGUCCUGGCUCAAAAAGCAGUUGGCAGCAGCCAAGGAAGACUACAUUUUGGUGGCUGGCCACUACCCCAUCUGGUCCAUUGCUGAACAUGGACCCACCCGCUGCCUGGUCAAGCACUUACGGCCACUGUUGACCACAUAUGGGGUCACUGCCUACCUUUGUGGACAUGACCACAACUUGCAGUAUCUUCAGGAUGAGAACGGAGUGGGCUAUGUGCUGAGUGGGGCCGGCAACUUCAUGGACCCCUCUGUGCGACACCAACGCAAGGUCCCCAACAGUUACCUGCGCUUUCACUAUGGAUCCGAGGACUCCCUGGGUGGCUUCACAUAUGUGGAGAUAAGCCCUAAAGAAAUGACCAUCACCUAUGUGGAAGCUGCUGGGAAAUCACUCUUUAAGACCAGCCUUCCCAGACGACCCAGACUCUGAACACCUUCUACUUGUCCCCUAAUGGCUCUGAGGCAGGAAGCUUCUGCAUGCAUGGUGGGUGGGCACUAUGAGGACCUCAGCCAUGGGCAGCUUUUUUUCUAGCCCCUGGUGCUCUGACAGAGUGGGAAGGGAGACCAGAGAGGCUUACAUACAUGAAAGAAGUAUGUGCACACCGAUUCAUCGCACCCCACAGCCAGGUUCACCCCUGAGGUUUUGGGGCACAGCUUUCUUGGAGCAAGGCUUUCUUCUAAGUCAAGCAUUUUAUUGUCACUGCUGUUCAAUAAAAGAAUGGUUGUCAAGGCUG